Molecule: messenger RNA, 2853 nt
Organism: Eleginops maclovinus (Patagonian blennie)
Lineage: Eukaryota; Metazoa; Chordata; Actinopteri; Perciformes; Eleginopidae
Product: tubby-related protein 1-like
Exons: 16
Coding region: 355-1947 (530 amino acids)
Biological process (GO): protein localization to cilium
Cellular component (GO): cilium
Molecular function (GO): actin filament binding
Source: RefSeq, a predicted model, not a curated record
CUCACCUGUUGUGUAUGCUUUCUCAUGAAGACAGUAGAAGUACAUAAAGGAGUCAGUUUUAACAGUCGCCAGUUUCCCGAUUUUGGAGUAUCUUAGAGGAUGUAAAAGAUUUGUAGACUGUUAAUUGCUGAUCUACCCAACUGAGCUGACCCAGUUUGGAGACACUUUUUGGUCUGUGUUCUACUCGGGUCAAUGAAAAGCAGUGAAGCCGGGUCAUGUGACCCCUCUGUGGGCUACAGGAUGUGUAUGGAGCCUUGUCGGCAUUCACAAGCUGGAUGGGGACAAACAAACGGCAGAAAACACACACUCCUUGACCAAAGGCUGGAUGUGCUGUAACCUCUUAACACAUCAGCCAUGCCCCUCCACAAUCACAUCGUGAAAGAGGCCUGGACACAGGACAGGAGUCAAGAGGAGGAGGAUUCUGUUCCCGCCCUAGUUCAGAAGCCAAAAAAGAAGAAAGAGGAGACCAACAUCACCUCAGAAGCCAAGCUCAUUGCAAAAGAGGCCAAGCCCAAAAAAGCAAAGACAAAAAAAAAUGAAGAUGGAUCCGAAGAGGAAAUUCCUUCCAUCCAGAAUGGAAAGAAGGUGAAGAAAAAGAAACCAGAAAAAGAUAAAGAAGAACCAGACAAGGGAAAAGAAAAGGAGAAAGAGCCAAAAAAGAAAGCCAAAAGUGCUCCAAAAAAGAAAAAAGGUUCAGGCAGCGAUAACGACGAUGAUGACGAUGAUGAAGACGCCUCCAAAAAGAAGACUAAGAAAAAGGCAACUAAAGACAGUUCUCCGUCUUCAACUUCUGCCAAAGAAAAGAAAUCAAAAUCUAAAGAGGAAAAAGAAAAAAAAUCCAAGUCAAAGGAGAAGGACAAGAAGAAAGAACCAGCGUCAAUGUUCCAGAUAAACGGAGACAAAGACUCAAAAAGCAAGAAGAAAGCUGCAAAAUCUGACAGUGAUGAAAGUGAAGAGGAGACAAAGUCCACCAAAUCUAAGAAGAAAUCCACUGCCGGCACAUCAUCCCUCUUCACAACAUCAGUAGACAAGGACAAGGACAAAGACAAAGACAAAAAGACAAAGAAAAAAGCAAAGGCAGAACAGAGUGAUGAUUCUGACUCAGAAAAAGAAGAGAAAUCAAAGAAGAAAAAAGGCAAAGGGAAGAAGAAAAAGGAGAGAUCUCCUUCACCGGAGAUUGAGUUUGACAACUUGGAGAAGUUUGUGAUGGAGCCGGCACCACAGGGCGUGACAGUGAAAUGCAGAGUGACCCGGGACCAAAGAGGGAUGGACAAGGGCUUCUACCCUCUGUAUUACUUUCAGCUUGACAACGAGAAGAAGACAUUCCUGUUGGCUGGGAGGAAAAGAAAGAAAUGUGCAACUUCAAAUUACCUCAUCUCUAUCGAUGCCACAGAUUUAUCGAGAGGUGGAGAGAAUUUUGUCGGAAAGCUGAGGUCUAACUUAAUGGGGACAAAGUUUACUGUCUUUGACAACGCUCUGAAUCCAGACCGAGCUCUUCCAGACAUGUCUAAUGCGCGGCAGGAGAUGGCUGGCAUCAUUUAUGAAACAAAUGUCUUAGGGAUGAAAGGACCCAGAAGAAUGACGGUUGUCAUUCCAGGGAUGGACACGAACAACGAGCGAGUGCCUCUCCGACCAAGAAGUGAUCUUGACGGCUUGCUGAUAAGGCACCAGAAUAGACGCAUGGAAAAUCUGAUUGAGCUGCAAAACAAGACGCCUGUGUGGAAUGAAGAUAGUUCGUCUCAUGUGCUCAACUUCAACGGCAGGGUCACCCAGGCUUCCAUCAAGAACUUCCAGAUAGUCCAUAGCAAAGACCCUGACUACAUCGUGAUGCAGUUUGGUCGAAUAGCCGAUGACAUUUUCACGCUGGACUACAACUACCCGAUGUGUGCCUUGCAGGCCUUCGCUAUCGCACUCUCCAGCUUUGAUGGUAAAAUUGCCUGCGAGUAACAGAAGGAUGCCCAGGUGUCUACUUACGCAUAAACCAUUACCAACACGCCCACAUCACAUAUUCCUACGAUAGGCCGCGUUAACAAAAGACAGUUCCUCUUAAGUGACAAUACCUGCUCCUGGUUGUCGCCGUUUAAGGGAGUGUGACUUCCUCCAGGUGUGAGAAACAAAAAUUGGUCUGACAUUAUCAUCUAAUCUGGCACUGCAUUGCACAGGAGAGUUGUGGUUUUUUCUUUCAAUUUGUCAGUGGAUAAGUCGUUUUUUCUGUGAAUCACAGAAUUUUGACAGCUAUUGGCAUCGUUAUACUCUACAUGUGCUGUAUGUUUAAAAUAAUGAUAAGUCAAAAAUGUGUUGUGUCAGAUGUGACUAUGAUAUGCAAACAUUGUUAUUCUCGCAAAAAUAAGGAUGAAAAGAAUAAUGGAAGUACUUUUAUUUGAAAGAAAACGGGUACUAAAUCCCUGCAAGGCUUCUCUGAGAGAAAAUAUAUUUUCAAGGACGUUGACAUUCCAGACGUUGGUCGAGUAACAUGGACAGAAGUGUUGCAUUUUGGAAUAGGAGUGUCUUGAUAUAUGGUGUUGUAUAACGUGACGUUUUGGACAAAAUAUACAUAUUUCUCUUUGGCUCUCAGAUGAUCUGAGCUCCUGUAGGAAUUCUACUAUUUAUUUUUUGGUUCCAUCAUUUUGUAAAAUGUAUUUAUUUCUGAACAUUGCCUUUUUUUUUUUUAGCAUUUCUAGGUUUAUUGUUAUGAUAUUUAUUUAUAAAACAGUGAACUUUUGAACUUGUGUGUGUACAAUUGGGAUUAGUUACAGACUGCAGAUCAUGGUCAUGUCUUUUCCUUGUACGAGACGAAUGUUUUUGUACAAAAUACAUUUAAUAAACUAUACUACAUAACUUCCCCAAAGUAAA